Molecule: messenger RNA, 2181 nt
Organism: Parascedosporium putredinis
Lineage: Eukaryota; Fungi; Ascomycota; Sordariomycetes; Microascales; Microascaceae
Source: the annotation of a GenBank genome assembly
AUGGCCCUCAAGAAACGAGCCUCCCAAAAGAAGGCCAAGCCGACUAAGAAGGGAAAGAAGGGAAGGGCGACUGAGAAGGAGUCUGGCCCGGAAGGACUCUGGGGCAAGAAUGACGAGGACGACGGGGCCAUGGCCUCCGAUUUCGAGGCUGGGGAUUUGAUGGUGCUAAAGGGAAUGGAUGGCGCGAACAAGGGAGUAGAUCUCGACGCCAUCAUCGAAAGGAGAAGAGAAAAGAAGGAGCAGAAAAAGACAAAGUCGAACAAGGACGACACCUCUGAUUCGGAAAGCGAUGGAGAUGAUGAGGCAGACCUCGAAGACGACGAAGACCUAGACCUUGACCUGAACGAUGCCGAAGAUGAGGUCUUGGCCGACGAUGCCUUUGGCAUGGAUGUCGACUCUGAAUAUGAGGAGGAGGAAGGGGAGAAAGACGAGGACAAUGCCGGGUCUGAUGAGGAGGACGCCCACUCACCCGUGGAGGACAGUGAUGAAGAUGAAGAUGAAGAUGAAGUUGCCGAUCACAUCGGUGGCCGCGACUCUGACUCUGACGAGGAGGAGACGACUGACGCGACCAAGAAGGGCAAGGACAGCAUGUUUCAAAGUAUGUCGCUCAGCAGGCCCAUUCUACGAGGUUUGGCUGCCGCGGGCUACACGAAACCUACUCCCAUUCAGAGCAAAACGAUUCCGAUGGCCCUCCUCGGAAAGGAUGUCGUUGGUGGAGCCGUGACGGGUUCCGGCAAGACUGCCGCGUUCAUCCUCCCCAUCAUCGAGCGACUCCUGUUCAGGCCCAAGAAAGUCCCCACAUCUCGCGUCGUCGUCCUCACACCGACUCGUGAGCUUGCCAUCCAAUGUCACGCCGUUGCGGAGAACGAGCUCCGGCUCCGGCCCGACGUCAUCAUCGCUACUCCGGGUCGAUUCAUCGACCACAUGAGGAAUUCGAUGAGCUUCACGGUUGACACGGUCGAAAUCCUGGUUCUGGACGAGGCCGAUCGCAUGCUCGAAGACGGUUUCGCGGACGAGUUGAACGAGAUCCUCACGACGCUCCCCAAGUCUCGGCAGACGAUGCUGUUCUCCGCCACCAUGACUUCGUCGGUCGACCAGCUUAUUCGCGUUGGUCUCAACAAGCCCGUCCGUCUUAUGGUGGACUCGCAGAAGAGCACGGCCGGUACCCUCACCCAGGAGUUUGUGAGACUGAGGCCUGGUAGGGAAGAGAAGCGCAUGGGAUACCUGGUCUGGCUCUGCAAGAACCUCUACCACGAGCGGGUCAUUAUCUUUUUCCGGCAGAAGAAGCAAGCGCAUUUCGCCCGCAUAGUCUUUGGGAUGCUGGGCCUCUCGUCCGCCGAACUCCACGGUAGCAUGAACCAAGCACAGAGAAUUUCCAGCGUCGAAACGUUUCGAGACGGCAAGGUAUCAUAUCUGUUAGCCACUGAUCUGGCCUCUCGAGGUCUGGACAUCAAGGGCGUGGACACGGUCAUCAACUACGAGGCACCCCAGAGCGUCGAGAUUUAUGUGCACAGAGUCGGUCGUACUGCCCGAGCGGGUAGGAGCGGUAGCGCGUGUACACUAGCGGCAGAACCUGAUCGCAAGGUGGUCCGAGCCGCCGUCAGGGCUGGCAAGGCGCAGGGCUCCAAGAUUACGAGCAGGGUAAUUGACCCGGUCGAGGCGGACAAGUGGCAGAAGAAGAUUGACGACAUGGAGGACGAGAUUGAUGAAAUCAUGAAGGAGGAAAAGGAUGAGAAGCAGUUGGCCCAUAUGGAGAUGCAAGUCAAGAAGGGUGAGAACCUGAUGGAGCAUGAGGCCGAGAUCAAGGGCCGCCCCAAGAGGACCUGGUUCGAGUCGGAGCACGACAAGAAGAAGGCAAAGGAGGCUGGUCGUUCGCAGCUCAACGGCCUCCGGGAGUCUCUGAAGAAGAAACACGGCGGCAAGAGCCUGAGCAACAAGGAUAAGAAGAAGCUGGACGCCAAGGCGUCCCGAUCCGAGGGACCGACGUGGAAGAAGGGCCGGGCGGAGAGGGACGGGAAAGGCGCGGUGCUCGAGCUAAAGAAGCAACCCAAGUCCAAGAUAUCGAAGCCGACUCGGUCGCGGGUGGGUAGCAAAGGCCAAGCCGCCUCCAAGGGCAAGGGUGCCCCAAGGGGAAGCCUAAGGGAGGCCGGAGGUGAGGCUAGUCGUAUAGCAUCAAGUUAA